UCCCCACAGGGACUGCGAGCUAGAGAGCCAACAGUCACCAAUCGCGGAUGCUUCCAUUUCGGCUUCUUUUUGUCUUUCUUAGUGAUGCAUAUUUGAUGAUAGCUGCAAAAGGAUCAAAUAAAACACAAAUAAGUCGCCGUUUAUUUCAUCCAGAAGGUAAUCAAUCUUGAGGAAAUGAUGAAGGGAAACCAGGCGAUGUAGAUAAGCGACGCUAAUUUUAAAAAGGGGGGAAGGAAGCGUGACUGCAAAGUUUCCUCCAGAGCCAGUUGUGCAAGAAGCAGAAGCUGCUCUGAAAGGUGCUAGUGGAGAAACGCUAGCAAAGAUGGCACACAACCAGACCGACCCUUUUCUGGAGAUACUCCGAUCUUUUAAUACGGGCGACAUGAUCCUGGCCUUCUGCUUGUCGGUGUUAGUGGGCCUGCUUCUGGGCGCCCUGGUCUACGUCCUGUUGACGUGGGCGUCCCGCCGCCGGGCCACCGCCCGGAUCACCGCCCGGAUCACCCGACGCUCGCGCAAGAAAGCCGGCAGAUCUUCGCGCUCGCAAAUCCCGGCGGAUGGCCAGCUAGGCCUGUACCGUAGCACUUUCCUCAGUGUCUACCGCCAGCCCUCGCUGGAGCCGGUGGGACCUGUGGGGAGCAAACUGGGACCGGAGACGUCCACCUUUCGACCUAUGCCCAGGAAAGGCAGUCUGGAGAUGGCAGAGGACACCCGGGCGAGCCCGGCCGAGGACACGGCCGAUUCGGCGGCCCUGGUCCCUGACAAGCGCCACUCCUUCUGGCUGGGUGGGAACGGACUCAAGGGGUUCCUGCCCUCGCAAACGCCACCGCCUGCCUAUAACAGCAUCAUCCAUGCGUUCCAAGAGUCCUGCACUUGAAGCUAGUCAUAAAAAAUGUGAAGAUUCUAUCCGAGGGAAGGGUGUCGCUUUAACGACCCUGUGAGGCGCGCAGUUUUGAGAUUUGUUUCUAAAUACGGUGGCUUUUUGAGAUGCGAGUGACCUGACUUAAACUGAACAUGUGCCUUAAGAACAGCCCCCGCUAGUUUCCUGCUAUCAUAUAAUGGCUCGCUAACAGUUAGCAUCGAUGGUUGACCAUUUAAGCAAAUUGAACACAAAUGUUGGAAAAA
Molecule: messenger RNA, 1122 nt
Organism: Syngnathus acus (greater pipefish)
Lineage: Eukaryota; Metazoa; Chordata; Actinopteri; Syngnathiformes; Syngnathidae
Gene: myct1b
Product: myc target 1b
Exons: 2
Coding region: 323-874 (183 amino acids)
Cellular component (GO): nucleoplasm
Source: RefSeq, a predicted model, not a curated record